AGAUGACCAUGCGUUCUGCUCAAUGCCGUGGAUGAGCAUGGUCUAUCCUGGGUGCGAUCACUCCGUUUCUUUUUCUUUCUUUUUCUUUUUGAGAUCGGAGAGAAAAUAUCAACCUCGCCCUCCGCUCUGGAUCCACCCCCUUCGGGAAUCCGGAUGCGAGGUGAAACCAAGACAUGGCCACUUUGAAGCUCCUGUCCCAGCCGCCAGUCAUCGAAUGGCGCCUGAGGACUGAUUGGUGACCCAUAAAUUCGCACUUACACUGUGUAAUGGGUUCGUAUGGAGGGAUUCGCGAAAGAAAAAAGAAAAGGCCUUACUCGCGCCUAUUUCAUACAAGGACGAGAGUCCAGAUCCACCCCGUGCUGCCUGCGUAGUUGGAAUGUGAUGAGCAAAACCAGAAGAAGCCAGGACUACACCCAGAUAGGACUUGAUUGCCCACCCUUCCAAACUCCGUGCUUUGGGGCUGAACAAACGCCGGAAUGUGAUAGUAGGCGAGGACCCAUGUGUUUAAUGUGUUUAAAACCUGCUGAAAGGGGAGCGAUCAACGACGGGGCACCGACUGAAGCAAGGGAUGAACAGAAGCCGACUUUGAUGUCUGGCCUCAGGCUGUCUCCGCCGGUGGGGAGCCUGGUGGCCCCAGGCCGCCAGGACGAACCACUCGGCAGUACCCGAUCGUCUUCCACGGCGCCUUUAGUUCGCCCACUUCAACCCACCUUCCUGCACGAUUGCUUCAAUAGUCGACUCUCGUCCAGCUCACGGCCGGGCUUUCGUAAUCCCUCCGUAUCAGCAAGCCACUCGGCCGAUGAUCCAUGGUGAUGGCCCCCAUUCUUCCACAUUCUUUUGCUCCAGGAGUGUAACUCCAGAAAAUCAGUAUUGCCAUCGCCAUCGCCAUCGCCAGCGUCAUUCCCAUCCCCGCAUCACCAUUCCGACCAUCGAGAUGGCCUCGGGUAAAUCCCACGAGAUGGAGUCGUGUCUGGCUAGAACCGUGCAAAGGACAAGCUAGGGGGCUGGAUCCGGCCAAUGAUCCUUCUACCCUACCG
Molecule: messenger RNA, 1037 nt
Organism: Aspergillus steynii IBT 23096
Lineage: Eukaryota; Fungi; Ascomycota; Eurotiomycetes; Eurotiales; Aspergillaceae
Exons: 3
Coding region: 277-813 (178 amino acids)
Source: RefSeq, a predicted model, not a curated record